AUGUCGUCAACAGGAGUCAACGUCCUCCGGUGGUCCGCCCUCGCCUUUGGCGUGUUCUACGGCUUCUCCCACCAGCGCACGAUCACCACAACCCAGCGAGCUCAGCACGCGCAGCACGAGUAUGAGCAGAAGCAGAAGCUGAUAGAUCAGGCCAAGGCGGAAUAUGCAAAGAAGAAGAACCCUUCUGUAGCAUCAGCAGACGAUGGUACGCACAACCGCGCAGUCACAUGGCAUAUGCUCUGUCUUGCUCCUUUCAAGUCCAGCGGGGCUGCUCUGCAGCUUUUCGAGGAGAACUUGAGGAGUGGAAGCGCAUGCUAG
Trichoderma gamsii is the source of this 318-nucleotide messenger RNA. RefSeq lists its product as hypothetical. Gene Ontology annotation, molecular function: proton transmembrane transporter activity. NCBI's taxonomy places the organism in Eukaryota, Fungi, Ascomycota, Sordariomycetes, Hypocreales, Hypocreaceae. The record is from RefSeq and is a predicted model, not a curated record. Gene Ontology annotation, biological process: proton motive force-driven ATP synthesis. Bases 1 to 318 code for a protein of 105 amino acids. The transcript has 2 exons.